Molecule: messenger RNA, 1411 nt
Organism: Dicrocoelium dendriticum
Lineage: Eukaryota; Metazoa; Platyhelminthes; Trematoda; Plagiorchiida; Dicrocoeliidae
Source: the annotation of a GenBank genome assembly
AUGUCCACAUGGUUUCUUGCAGCACUUUUGCAAGCCAAGUUUUUCCCCUCUCUAGUCCACCUUCGUCUCGAGCCCUCUGUGUUCCGUGCACAUCGGCAGGUGCUUCGAAUAUUCUACUCACCUCCACCCCCACACACACCACUGAAUUCACUGGGUCCAUCCAUCGUGAAUCCUCCACAGCCUUCAGAUAUAUCGCCUGGGAACCACAGCGACUCGCGAACCGAAGCAAAAACUUCACAAACCACGAUACGACCACAGCGGCCUGCUGCGAAGUCGGACUCCGAAACACUUGACUCACAUAUGGCAGUCGAUGUGAUGCGCCAGUUCUCCUCAGACCUCGACUUGUCGGACGCGCGUCCCCUGUGCACAGAUGAUCUUCACCUGACAUCCACAGCACCAUCGGAUACGCAUCCCUCCGAGAACAUUCAUCCCACGUCUAUCCGAAGGUCCAGUUUGAAGAGGAGGCCACCUCGUGGCCCUCUACGAUUGUCCAGACCCGGCACCACACGACAACACUUUUUGGCCUUCGUUCAACCCAAUGUGCGCCUCUUCAACACCUUGUUGAUUCCCGUUCCUCCGGGCGAUGAGUCAUUUCAAGCGCUCAACGUGGUGGCUGCUAUGAUCUUGGUGUCCGUUCGAUCCGUUGGUGAGUUUCAUCCGUUUCGAAAUCACAUGCUCAGCACGGAGAGAAGACAACUGCAAUAUUCUAAGGGAGUUGAAUGCUCCGGCUUCUUGUGCGUGUUCGCCAACGAUUGGGGUAGAACUGUCCUGUCGUUCGAAUUGGAAUUGGUUUACGUCUCCGCACGCGCAGUAGAGGCAGCGAACGCCGUACUGGUUAAACGUCGGGUGACGCUCAAACCUCGUCCAACAAUCCAGAAUUCCACUCCUGCUAGACCUGCUCAAAAAUCGGUUGACAAGGACAGCGCGCCUCCGUCCGUUGAUAGCACAGCACGCAAUCGACUCAAACUCUCGAUUGGGACCCCAUUGACAAAUGUGGCGGACUGCACACCACGAAGUUCAUGUGCGCGACAGCUUGGUAUUAAAAUGAAGCGUCUCCAUGGUGACUCUUUUAUGUACACAAGUCUUUGUCGGACCAUUUUGGAUAUCGCAGAUGUUAGGAUUAAGCAGUAACCUCACGUGUAACUAUUUUGAUCUCCAUUGCGAUUUUUCGCAUUUCAAUGACCCCCAUUGCAGUACUUCGCUCGUGAGCCGUUUUAGCCACAGAAUUGCAUUGCUUUUCUCAUUGCUAUUUUACUUCGUUUUUUGCGAAACAAUCACCCAAAAUGCUGUUGAAUGUUUGUGCGUUGGCAUUAGGGUCUUCCAUUUGUGUAAAUUGUACUCAACCCAGUUUGACUUGGGCCGAGUCUCGUAGAUCUUCGUUCUUUGAGCAUCCGUGCAGUAUUUAGCAGCG